AUGACUGAAGUAGACAUUCAGCAGGUUGCAGACUCCAAUGCUGGCCCAUUUCUUUUCAAAAAUCCCAAUUACAAGCAUCCAGUGAGAAGGGUUAAGGCGACAAAACAAUUAAUGAUUGACGAACAAAAAUAUUUAAAGGCAAAUGAAGAGAAACUAAAAAAAGAUUCUGUAAAUUACUUCUCAAUUGAUAGUCCACCAUCUGUCAAACCAACCAAAAAAUAUUGUGACAUAACAGGGUUAAAAGGUAAUUACAAAUCUCCAUCAAGUGGAUUAAGAUACUAUAAUGGUGAAAUAUAUUCAAUUGUUAAAAAUAUGGCACCUGGUGUUGAUCAGCAAUAUUUGGAAUUGAGAAAUGCAAAUGUUGUGUUGAAAUAG
Messenger RNA from Hansenula anomala, 375 nucleotides. It is a transcript of the gene IES6, whose product is annotated as Ies6p. The coding region runs from base 1 to 375 and encodes 124 amino acids. Gene Ontology annotation, cellular component: Ino80 complex. The record is from RefSeq and is a predicted model, not a curated record. Gene Ontology annotation, biological process: chromatin remodeling. The transcript has a single exon. NCBI's taxonomy places the organism in Eukaryota, Fungi, Ascomycota, Saccharomycetes, Phaffomycetales, Wickerhamomycetaceae.